This is a messenger RNA of Paramuricea clavata, 7582 nucleotides long. NCBI's taxonomy places the organism in Eukaryota, Metazoa, Cnidaria, Anthozoa, Malacalcyonacea, Plexauridae. The record is from the annotation of a GenBank genome assembly.
CAGUUAUAUUCAUUUCACUGGGCCCUGUUUACAUGAGAUCGGGACGAAGUGAAACCCGGAUGGAAAUCGAAAUUUUCGGUAUGUUGGCAUGAGACCGGUGGUCCGGUACGAAAAUCACAAAUCUUUCGAUUUAUUCCCCUUGCCCGCCAUUUCUUUUUUGCUUUUUAGAACGUGCAGUGUUCCGAAGCCAAGAGCACUGCAGCACCGGUCUGAAAUGUAUUUGAUAAUUUGUGUUUACAUUCAUCCCGCUCCGUUCGGUACGCCAGCUAAUGCAAAAAACCUAACAAACGUUUUUCAAGCGUUUAUGAUAGUGAUAGUGGAACAAAGAACACCCUGUGAACACCCCAUCAUAUCACACUAUACCGUGCUGUGAUUUCGACAGGUUAUCACUUUGAUUGCUUUGUUAGUCGGAAUCUGUAAGAAUUUCUCAGGCAAGACAUGAAUUUCAGUGCAGUUAUUUUGAUAUUUUGUAUAAGCUGGCAUCUCAUAGCUUCCCGAAAGCAUCACAGAAAACAUAAAAUAAAAGGUAUUGUGCAGAUAACGAAAAGUAUAUAUUAUAAGAGAAGUUAGUCGAGUUAUAGUAACAAAAUGGCGAUCGAGAAAAGUGCCCAAUUUGCAUAUAACAUUUUUUACAAAGGGUUCUUUAUAUUCAUUUGUCAUACGGAGCCCCAGGCCAGGGAGAACAGUUUAGAACUGAUAGAGCUAUCCAGUAUAAAAUAAAGUUGGUCUAGUGUAAGGUCUCUCCCGUGGUGACAACACUGGAUGGGUAAGAAAUAUCCCUUAAUAGACCUCUAGGAAGACUGUUUAGAAUCAAUAGAGCCACCCAGCACUUUAGUUUAGGUUUAAAUUUAGAUUCACAGUUCCAUGUAAUAACAGUUUUAAUGACAGCUCGGGAAAAGAAUCAUCAUGGCCAUCACAAGCAUCAUAGCGAUGGAAGUAAAAGUGAGUUAAAUGUAUAAUUAUUAUGUAACUAUAACAAUGUUAAUUUACACUUGACGGUAUAACUCAUGACCAGUUCUUAAAAGGUCCUGUAAGGGACACGACUUGGUCUAACUACAGGAAAGAACCGGCUUCUCAGGGAAACCAGAGCCAAAAUGGAAGUAUGUUGCGUGAAUGGAAUCCUAGUGAAACCACUCCUUUUGAGCUAUCGUAAGGCCCUUUUUAUAUAGUGACCCAUUGUUAUAUAUAUAUAUAUACUCGCAAAACAGAUAUGCUAACACAAAAUUUAUACUUUUUCAGUCCAUCACAAACACGUAGGGAAACAUCACGAUGCUCACCAGAGCCACCACGCACAUCGAACGAAACGUAAGCAUAUAGUCUAGUGCAAACUACAGGGGUCCUCCAGAAUUUUUUUUUAUUUAUUCAAAAUCAAUAUAACGUUCAAUAAGUAUUAUCAACACAGCUGGAAAGGAAUUCCGGGACUUUAAAAGACCUGCGAUCGAUUUUCCAGGCCUGGAUUUAUUUUUUUCCAAUUCAAGGAAUUCCCAGGAUUUUCAAGGCCCGUGGACAUCCUGAUAACAAAUGCCUAAAGGCUAAUUUCCACUCAGGAAAAUUAUCCGUGGAUUGGAACGGACAAGAAAAUUUUUCUUUGUCUUGUGAGCUCUGGGUUGGAACUAAUGACUUUAACACAAAGAACAUUGUCUUGUCCGUUCCAAUCCACGGAUAAUUUUCCUGAGUGGAAAUUAGCAUUAACCUAAACAAUGGGUUCACCAAAAUUGACAGACAGAAACACAAUUUUUCUUCAAGUCAGUACAUAGAAAGAAGAAUUCAAAGCUUUACUUAAUUUCAUCUGGAAACUUCAAACAAACUAUUUUAAUAUUCUCUAUAGUAUAGUAUUCAGCUUUCGAAACUUUAAAAAAUAUACAAUAACUAAAACAUUUGACUAAAUAAAAAGAUUUAAAUUCAAAAUACUAUAGAUGCGACGUUAAUCGACCUCAUCAGGGCAUCGCCAUUUGAUUUAACCAGGACAAAUAAAUUCAAGAAAAUAAAGGGUUUUAAUAUUUGUACAUCAUAAAUGUGCAUUACUGCAUGCAUAAAUAAUGCAUGCAGUAAUGCACAUUUAUGAUGUACAAAUAUUAAAACCCUUUAUUUUCUUGAAUUUAUUUGUCCUGGACUAUAUAGUAUACCAUUUUAUUUUUCAGACAAUCGCAAACACAGAGGUCAUCAUGCUAACGUUUAUGUAACGCCACGUCGUAAGUUAAAAAAAUUUAAAAUUUGGCCUUGCAAUUAAUCCUUGAGAUUUAUACGACACGGCGACCAAGUUGGAGGAAAAGACGGUCCAAAUACAUUAAUACAAUAGCUGCUAAUGAUAUUCUUUUGUUAGCGUUCCUCCAAAAUGGCCGCUAUGAUGUCAAGUGCAAACCAAGAAUUGUAAUACUGAAAAUUGUGGUUGUUUGAGUUAGUCGCAUGUGUGAAAACGUUUUCUGGUACUGCAGAUUUCUUCUGGAUUAUACCACUGAAUCAACAGGAGAUUAUCUCUUUUUUGAUAACAAUAUGCUAAAGAGAGCUGAUAAAACUAUCCAGUUUAAAUAUUUUUUCAUUAUGUUUAUUAUAUAGCACCAGUGGUUUACGAAACGAAAUGGCAUCGCUUUCCCGUCGAUCUUUCAGAGAGUAAGAUAAGUGGCGUUAGCCAGCCAGACGAUUCUGUCCCGCUAUGCAAAUAUUGCCAUAUUUAUAUAAACUAUAUCAACACAAUCAAUUUCUAAAGAAAUGAAUAAUGAUGAUGAGUUGGAAUUUUGCAUAGCGGGACCAAAUCGUCGGGCUAGCUACGCCACUGAAGAUAAAAUAUAACAGAUCAAAAUUUGAUUUUGCAUGUGAAGGUAGUCGCUAUAUACACAGUAUUAUUCGCUGAAAACGUCAACAUUUAGAGAGUCUCUUUUAGACCAGACCACCAAACAAUUCGAAUAAUUGAGCUAUGGAAGUCACUUUCCAAACUUUAACUAUUUCCGGAUUGCCCCACAGAAUUCCAGUCUCCCAGGGUUGAAAAUUGAAAAAACAUUUGUUAUAUCUUUUAAACUUAUAUGUUACUGUAAAUAGCAUAACUAUAUCAUUAUCAUAUUCUACAUGUAAAAUUAUUUUCUGGCACACGCCCCCCCGUGGAAAUCAGCUACGGUUGACGGGAUCAGCGUGUAUACAUAAAGUUCUACUACUACUACUAAGCUGGCGAUUUGACGAAAUGGCGGCUUUGCCGACCGUUUCAGCAGUCGGGCAAGCUGACAAGUUUGCUUGACCGCAGUGGAAAUCGAACCCUCGACCUUUAGUUUUCUGGUCCCAAUGUAUAAUUAUGUUAGGAAUCUUUAAUGGUAAUUUCACUCUCUUUUCUAAUUUCAUAUUAUAUUUCUACCUCUCGUCUCUUAUCUAGUACAUAUAAAACCAGAGAAUUGCGUGAAUAGCUUGCAAGCAGGACAAUGUGAAUAUAACAGGCAACAUGGUUAUUGUAGUUACUAUUUUUACAAUAUGCGCGAUGACUGUCCGCUCGCUUGCAGGUUUUGUGCAGAAGAACAGGAACGUAAGUAAUAUUACAAGUUAUUCAUUUAUUUAUAUAUUGUGCUUCGCUUCCAAACAUCAUACAACAAUUGCAUUAAAGAAGCUGGGACACCACAACAGCUUAACACCAAUUACAGCUAGUGCGCCCUUUACAAAUAAUCCAUGUUUAGCAGGGUUCCCAACAGCACCCAAAACAAUCACCGCCUAUUUCACCAAAUUAUAAACCAAAAUAUUUCCUCCUUACCAAAAAAUGUCAAGGGAAAGGUUUCUUGCUUUCAUACACGAUAUUCUUCGCCAAAUAUUUGGAUAUGACAAAAUCUAUAAAACUACUCUCCAAAAAUGGCUGGAAAUGCCAUUUCAGAAUUCAGAUGGUCAAAAUUUCAAAAUUUUCAUGGGGAGACGUCCUCGAACUCCGCUUGGCGAGGUACCUUCAGCAACAAAUAGCCAACUAUUCCUUCUACAAAGCCUCCUACUCCAAAUUCUAUUGGGAACUCCGAGUUAAGUCUGCUCUGUUUGCAGAUUAAUAUCAAGUUGUUGGUCUUGUGAGCCAACUGCUCACCUAGACGUUUUUGCUUCGCUGGGUGAAGUCAAUCAAUUGAUAAAUAAAAUUAAUCAAUCAAUGAUCAAAUCAAUAAAUCAAACAAACAGACCAAUCACUCAAACAGAUCAAUCCAUCAAACAGAUCAAUCAAUCAAUGAAAUGAUCAACAAAUUAAACAGAUCUAUCAAUUAAUGCUCCAAUUAAUCAAUCAGAUCAACUUAAAACAUCAAACAAAUGAAUAAAUCAAGUUUCUGUGGUCACAGUGUUAAACACUGAGUCAGUUCCCUCAAAGAUUUCUUAUAAAAAUCCUUCGAAAUUUAGAAUUUACCUCUGUGAUCAGAGAAACUUCGAUAGUAUACACCAGCCUUAAUUAAUACGUGGAACCUACACUCAGAAAUAUCUGUGGGGAGAGUAGUAAACAACCCCUGAAACCUGUAUACUAUCCCCCGGGGAUCAAUAAAUUUUCUGUUGACUGUAUAUUUCUCUAGCAAAGACGAAAGCAAAAUGUGAAGACAAGGAUUGGGAAUGUCCAGUGUGGGCACAUCAAGGAGAUUGUCUUCGUUUUCCCGAAUACAUGAAGGAAAACUGUAAUGCGAGUUGUAUGUUGUGUGGUAAAGGUUAGUUGUGACGAAGACACCGUCCGUUUAGAGGGCAUGUAACAGACAGUAGGGGGACGUGACUGCAGAAGUUAUUGGGCUAACUCCAAAUUCUAAAUGUGCGCAUCAAAACUUAGUUGAAUUAACUAGUUAACUAAUCGGUUAUUUCUCAUCUAAUUUUCAUCCAAAUUUAAUUAAAAUAUAAGCAAUUUGUCCUUGGGCAAUGUCCAAUAAUUAGAACAAAAAUCAUGUGGGCAUAGUGUGAGGGCAAUAGAACUUGCUCCUUUAAUUAAUAUAGAGUUAUUGGUUAACUCUAUAUAAAAAAUCGCCAGAGUAGCCUUAGAUUGACUAAAUUCCAUAUAAUUUUUUUGAUUUGGAAAGGCAAUCACAAAAAUCAAAUAGGGACAGAAUGCGACACCAACAUGAUUAUGGGAUUGUCAAGCAAAACUACAGAUUAGUGCCUUGUUGCCGUAGCUACUAGCUUCCUCUAGUUUUUGCAUACUUGGUUAACGGUCGUCGCCCGAAGCGUUUUUAGUUGCCAGAAAAAACGAGCCUUGUUUUUGUUCGAAACAUUCACGACUAUUAAGGCCGUUUUCCACUAGGCGGAAUUUUCCGUGCGGAGCGAAAAGUUUUCUUUGUCUUGUGAUUUCUCGGGUGGAACUAAUUAGAAAAUACAAAGAGAAAUUCCGCUCCGCGCGGAAAAUUCCGCCUAGUGGAGAACGCCUUACUACUGAAAUGUCAAAGUAUUAAUGGCCAACUUUAGAACAAUUUCCCGCAGACCAAUCAGUUGUCGACAUUAGGAACGUAGUACCAUUCCUGAAUGUUUAGAAACGAAAACAUAGCACGGUUUUUUGGGCGAGAAGAAGAAUCCGCGAUUUUGGUAAUAACUCACUUUUACCUUUUUGAGGAUCUUGGUUGCAAAGGUUGUGAUGGUAACAUGUUUAAUUAAGUCCAACUCUGAUCUGUAAAAGAGAAACACGCUGUUAUUGAGAACUCCGUCAUUAACGAAGAGCAUUCUAUUAUUAAAGAGAAAAAAUAUUGAAUCCAGUGUAACCUAAACUAGGCAAUUCCUAAUUAUUCUUAUAUUUUCCCAGAUUCUGAUGAUGCAAUGAAGUUCGAUAGUGACAUUUUGUGUCCGACUUGGGCCAGUGCUGGUUACUGCUACAACGAUGAUGUAAAAGAACAAUGCAAACACAGUUGUGAUGUAUACAAAAACACAAAACCACAACAAGAACCAAAUCUGAACUAUAAAAAUGCGUUUUACUACUACCCUUUCUACAUAUACUAUCCUUCUACCACGAUCAGAAGGAACACACCCACAGUUCCCCCCACUCAACACCCACCUCCAGUAACACCGAUCAUACCAACCCUGCCACCCCACUACACGACACUUCCACCAACCUAUCCAUUUCAGACCAGCACACGUAGGCCAGGUGGUGGAUCAAGACCCACCCCACCUCCACAAAAAUUAACAACCUCUGGACACAAACCUGGUACGCCUAGCACACACAAACCCACCCCACCACCCGAGAAACUAACAACCCCACAUGGCCAGAAACCCAUAACCCCACUACCUACAAAGCCCCCACAAAAAACACGACCGCCUACUACUGAGCAAACACCACCACCUAUCCAAAACACCCCCACACCCCCAGACAUGCCCCCAUCUCAAGGUGGAUCCCAGACAACAUCUCAAACUGGAUCCCAGACAACAUCUCAAACUGGGUCCCAACCCUCAUCUCAAACUGGAUCCCAAACAACAUCUCAAACUGGGUCCCAACCCUCAUCUCAAACUGGGUCACAACCUUCAUCUCAAACUGGAUCCCAAACAACAUCUCAAACUGGGUCCCAACCCUCAUCUCAAGCUGGUUCCCAACCCCCAUCUCAAACUGGAACCCAAACAACAUCUCAAACCGGGUCCCAACCUCUACCUCAACCCUCAUCCCAAACAAACCAACUUCCAGGAUCUCAACCCACAAAUCAAAACCCAGGUCAAACCCAAACCUUACCUCAAACCCAACAACCGCAAUACCCUUCCAACACAGCGUCACAACAACCACAAACCCAGCCCCCAGUUCAAGCAGGACACCAACAAUACCCAGCGCAACCGUCAGCCACAAAUCAAACCCCGCAACAGCCUCAAGGCAACGCCCAGACUUAUCUCCCAGUCCAACCCCCAGUCCAACCCCCAGUCCAACCCCCAGUCCAACCCCCAGUCCAAUCCCCAGUCCAGCCACCAGUCCAACCCCCAGUCCAACCCCCAAUCCAACCCCCAGUCCAACCCCCAGUCCAACCCCCAACUCAAGUCCAGCCUGGCCAGCCGCAAACUCAACAAUACCCAUACUUUGUCUACCACUAACCGAACGUCGCCAUUUCGUAAAAAUACACAAGCCUAAACAAGGAUUAAAAGUCUCAAAGAGACACAAGAAAAUGGCCAUGCUAAAUCACGUUACAAAAACACGCACAAAGGCAUACGACUCACAAUAAGAAUCUUAGACGAGAGUUUUUGGAAAGAUAGAAAUGACCAAAUACGCACACAUGCAUGCAUAAUGAGAUUUUUAAAAAGCUCACAAAAAGAAAUUUUUUAAAGGAUAAUGAAGGUUAAGUUAAGAAAUGAUUAGUUAAAAAGAUAAACCUGAGCAAAAAAAUUUUAAAGGUGAUCUACAAUCCGAACUGCGCAUGUGCACAAAUGAGCCCACUUUUUAUGAUACAAACAGUUUAACUAUCAUUUGAGUUCUUGGAAAGCCUGAUUGUUGUUUCUUGAUCAUUUAUUAUACUCUAGAAGCUUGAAAAUGUAAAUAGUUGUCGAAUAAAGCUCAAUAUUUUGGACACAAAAAUGUAAACAAAGGCUUUGUUUACAUACGGACUGUGGAUCACCUUUAAACAUAUUAUGAGCAUAUAUUGCUAGAAUAUAGAGUUUGUUAUGUAUUAAAAAUAAAAUGCAAUUUAAAGAGUUCGAG